CACGCCCCACUCUACCUCUGGUAUACAUACCAUGGCACUUGCCUUAGUCGGGCAUAAUCGAACUGCCCUUCCUCGAAGCAUCAUGAGUAUGAAGGUGGUCCUCCUGGUUGGCCUGUUUGCCACUGCUUCCUUCGCCGCCCCUCAAGUCUACGAAGCCGGCAAUGUGGUGCACCCAAAGGCAUCGGGCAACUCCGGCUACUUAGACACCCUGGUGGCUGAGACCGUCAACAUUCUUCCCGAGAUCACCGGCGUCUUCGAUCGCAUCACCGAGGAUCGGUCGACCGACCACACGCGCGUGCAGGAGGUCAUGAUGGAGUUUAUGCCGCUCACUCGCAAGGUCAUGAAGUCUACCGAGAGGGUGGACGGAAAGAAAUUCAGCCGGGGCCAGUGGGACAGGUUCAAUGCCGCCGAAGCCGUCAUGCCCUCUGUACUGACCUUCAUGGACAGCCUGAGGGAUAUGGAUUUCUUCGGCAUCGGAACAACCGAAGGAUCUAGUUAGUGAAAUAAAGUGGAUCCAGAGGAACAAAGCUUUACUCAAUAGUCGCUCUCUUACAGUUAGUUCGUCCGAGUAGUUUUACCAAGAAAUCAGUAACCAUGUUUGAUUAUAAGAAGUAAAAAUACUGACCGUCA
This is a messenger RNA of Macrobrachium nipponense, 630 nucleotides long. RefSeq lists its product as uncharacterized. Bases 32 to 499 code for a protein of 155 amino acids. NCBI's taxonomy places the organism in Eukaryota, Metazoa, Arthropoda, Malacostraca, Decapoda, Palaemonidae. The record is from RefSeq and is a predicted model, not a curated record. The transcript has 2 exons.